Messenger RNA from Exaiptasia diaphana, 4535 nucleotides. Its product is annotated as multidrug resistance-associated protein 4. Gene Ontology annotation, cellular component: membrane. Gene Ontology annotation, biological process: transmembrane transport. The record is from RefSeq and is a predicted model, not a curated record. The transcript has 10 exons. NCBI's taxonomy places the organism in Eukaryota, Metazoa, Cnidaria, Anthozoa, Actiniaria, Aiptasiidae. Gene Ontology annotation, molecular function: ABC-type transporter activity; ATP hydrolysis activity; ATP binding. The coding region runs from base 171 to 4010 and encodes 1279 amino acids.
UCAUCCUGCUCUUCAGGUGUGAUGAUACGCUCGCUCGCUUGUUUGAAAACCGCAGGGUUGACAUUCUCUAGUUGCGAARCGGCCGCCAUGUUGGAUGAUAGCUCCCAGAGGAGUAUGGGAUACCUCAAGAACACAGGAAGCCCAURAAAUCUUACAGUCCGCGCAGCACUAUGUCAGCACUGCACGAAGAAGACCGUUUCGGGAACAUUUUACCAGUCGGGCUGCUCUCUCGUGUGACUUAUAGUUGGAUAAACAAAACUCUAAAACAUGGCAACCGAUCUCAGCUUCAAGAAAAAGAUCUCCUUAAACUUCGUAAGAAGGAAUCUUCUGAAUCUCUUACUGAACUUCUCGAAAUGUCAUGGAAAGAAGAGGAGCACUUGGGAGGAACGGAUCCCGACCGAAAGUUUCUUCUUCUACGAGCCCUUUUUAAGUCAUUUAGUUUYCAUCUCUGCAUCCUGCUCUUGCUAAUGCUGUUUGACUUACUGAUGCGAGUUCUGAUGGCUGUCUUCGUCGGCUCUUUCAUCGGACACUUAUCGGAAAGUGAUCGGCAAGCGUUCGUCUAUGCWGGACUACUUGGUGUCGUUACUUUACUUUAUGGAACUUUAAGAAACUUCUUCAUGUACAGAUUACAGACCUUAGGGAUUCAACUGAGAACUGCCUUGACUGGUCUUAUUUUUAAAAAGGUAUUAAAGCUAAACCAAAAAUCUCUUCAUGACGUCACUUCCGUCCACAUGACCCRGCUUGUUUCUUUCGAUUGCGAAAGUCUUCAAACUGGCAGCUUUUUCGURCCAUAUCUCUCCAUAUUCCCCUUAGAAGUUAUAAUUUUUACCGCGUUGUCRUGGCAGCAGAUAAGCUGGUUAAGUCUGUUURCUACUGGUUUCGUUGUUGGCCUGGUCCCCAUUCAGACGGUGUUAAGACGGCUAUGUACCAAGAUGCAAUGCGAAGCAAGACGACUGUCGUCACAACGGACUGGGUUGAUGACACAAAUUAUUACAGGGAUAARAGCUGUUAAAAUGAACGUUUGGGAGACUCUUUUAAAGCGAUCGRUUAAUGACAUUAGAAGGAACGAGUUCAAGUGGCUCAAAAAGAUAAUGAUCUUUUUUUCCCUACAACAAACGCUACAACUGUCAUGUCUGACGUUCAUAUCGAUCAUUGUGUUCCCGUCAAUGGUUUUCCUCGGCGAACAACUGACCGCCGUCAAAGUCUUCUCGACGCUCGCUCUUUAUACCUGCCUGGCCCAAUCAGCUCUCGAGUACGUGUCACGUGGGACCGAGAGCAUUCCAAAGGCCAUUGCGGCUGCGCAGAGYAUAGAAUGCUUUCUAAAUAUGGAGGACUUGUAUUCUAAAGAAGACGAAGUCUUGUGUCGCGUUGUUGGUAAUUCAAGGUUCUUUGUCAAUGAUGGUUUUGAACGACUUGAAAACAAAGCCUCKUAUCCAACUAAUGUUUUAAGCUUCGGUAAACUAGCCAAUCAGGAUGAAUCUGAAAACCCCGAUGAUUGCAAACAGUCUUCAAGAGUUUGCUUUCAAGACGCUUCGUUUAGUUGGAGUAUUAAAAGACAAAUUCCUGCGCUGUCUGGCAUUUCACUAGAGCUAGAUGACAAUGUUUUACUCGGCGUUACAGGCUCAUCGGGCAGCGGCAAGACGGCGUUGCUAUUAGCAACACUACAAGAACUACCACAAUUCCAUGGGCAACUUUUAAGAUCAGGACGCGUAGUGUUUGUCCCGCAAGUCCCGUGGGUUUGCACGGGAUCAUUACGGGACAAUAUUUUAUGUGACUCUCCGUUUGCGGAAGAUCGGUACUGGAAGGUCAUAUACGCGUGCGCAUUAGACAAAGAUAUUUUGGAGUUUCCAAAUGGUGAUUUGACAACGAUAGGAGAAGGYGGAGUUUCGCUAACAGUUGACCAGCGGACUCGCGUCAGUCUGGCACGCGCAGCGUACUGUGAAGCGGAUAUYUACUUGUUUGAUGAUUGCUUUUUMUWCCUUGCGAACAGCAGGAAAUUGGUUAAGAAGCUUAUUGUGAAAAGCCUUUCUCAAACUUGUCGCAUUAUUGUAUCMAGUAACGAUGCCAUUCUCGAGCAAUGCGACCAAGUGCUUGURAUGAAGGGAGGACGAAUCAAACAUCAAGGCUCCUUCUCACAAAUAAAAGAACACAUUAACAAUACACGGAACGCAGAGACUGGGAACAAUUCACUAUCACGUGACUUAAACAUGGAGUCACAUGACAUGGAAAUUAGCAAACCAGGAGCAGCUAUCUCAAGUCARCCAAUCGUGACYGGAGAYUUGAAUAUUGUUGUKGAUGACGUAUUUCCKGUCGGGGCGUCAAAGUGGUCGGUUUAUUGKAAGUAYUUCAGGACAAGUCGAAGUUUAUUUGUACUUGUGUUGUUGAUGUUACUAGUGGUMACGGGGCAAGGGAUUAUGGUUGUUGCUGAUUGGUGGUUAGCGAGGUGGAGCAACAUGAAACAGGAUAAACAGGUUUAUAAACAAGUUGGUCGUGUUUUCUAUGGUGUGACCAUGUUAUCCAUACURUUUGCCUUACUGCGUUCUCUUGGUGUAUUCUUGGCUUUGSUCAAGACCUCGGAGCGUCUCCAUAUUCGAAUGCUGAAAGCGGUCUUAAAGGCUCAUGUUUCAUUCUUUGAUUCAAACUCACCUGCAAAAGUGGUUCACCGGUUUUCUAAAGACAUGCAAGACCUGGACAUCUCUCUUCCCUACGCAACAAAUGAAUGUGUCAAAUCUGUUCUCCUCGUACUGUCUGUAACCAUUGUUUCUAUWGCUUCAAAUUACUGGCUAUCUCUAGCUUGYGUACCKCUUCUGUUACUCUGUGUUCUACUAAGACGUUACGCCCUUCGUUCGACCAACGAUCUGAGUAAACUUAAACGAAAAUUUCGAGGAGAUAUUGGAGCUCAUUUUAAAACGACAUUAGAUGGUAUGACAUGCAUAAGAGCGUUUAACACACAGGAAGGGUUCYUGGUCGAUGUUUAUAGACUGUUAAAUAACUCCAUAAGUGCAAACAUGAUGCAGAAUGCUGGGAUGAGAUGGAUGUCCUUGCGAAUUGAGGCCGUGUGUUCGGUGUUUAUCCUCGUAUUGUGCAUCGCUGCAAUCUUGGCAGAAACCACUCCAAGUUACGCMGGCAUGUCACUUUUGUACGCCAUUCACCUUUUCUUGUACAUUCAGUGGAUUGUCAUGGCAACAGCAGAGAUGGAAUCUCUAAUGUCAUCGUUUGCACGGGUUUCAAGUUAUACCACUGUAGAACCUGAGCCAGGAUAUGSCUAYCAACACUACCCCMCUAAGGAUUGGCCCAAGGAGGGUGGUAUUAAAUGUGAGGAUUUAUCGUACGAGAAUGAGUCUCAGGAAACACUCAAUUCAACUUAUUUUGACAUUCUUCCAUCGCAAAAAGUCGCCAUCAUUGGGCAAAAAGACUCCAAAACAAUGUCGUUAGUUAGUGCUUUAUUUAGAAUGCCCGAGCCGAAAGGACGAAUGAUUAUCGAUCAAGUCGACAUCACCGAGAUGUCGUUGAAACACUCUCGAAGAAUCAUUGGCAUCGUUCCUCGGCAUCCRAAACUUUUCAGCACAAACCUGAGGUCUAAYYUAGAYCCRUAUGUAAAAUAUGAAAAUGAUACUUUAUUGGACGUUCUAGAAAUGGUUCAGUUCGAAUCKAAAGGAGGCACUGAACGAGAAUCUGCUYUAUCUAGUGACAUCACUGAGCUAUCAAAUACCRACUUACGAUUGGUUACUUUAGCGCAUGCGCUUYUGGAGGACAAGAAGAUAUUGAUUGUUGAAGAGGAAGAGAACKAUGGCGAUUGGUCAAAUAAGCGAAUUCAAAACGUCAUAAGAACUCAUUUCCAGGAUCACACGGUCAUUACGUUAGCGCACAGCCUGGAUACUAUAAUGAACAGUGAUCGUGUGUUGGUAAUGAGAAAUGGAUGUGUCACGGAAUUUGAGAGACCGCUUGAGUGCAGUAUUGAAAGUGACGAGGAGCUCAUGGACAUUAUCAACCAAGCUAUUGUARCUUGAGAAUAACACUGAAUUCCAUUUCCCAAUUGAUCGUUUUUUUGAGAUUCAAAAGAAAAAAAGACCGGCGGCCAUGUUGAAGGAAUGAACAAUAGAWACUAAUGAGAAAUCCUUUGUUAAAGUUCCGGCCAAGAUGGCCGCUGUGACGUAACCUGAAAACGAAGAAUAGACUUCUGAACCGUUUACGUCACCUACUUAUGCAUUGUGGGAUCAUUUUCUGGAGAAAACAAAAGAAAUCAUACUUUGCCCCUAAGAUAUCCUACAAUGCACUGCAUCACAUAUGACGUAAAAUCUUCAGAGUCUUUUACAGUGRCUAGUCAAUGUCUGUAAGACAAGUUUCAUACAAUUUUGAAGKGUUAGAUUUAUUGAAAAAAUCCAAUAAAUUAGUGUAAAUUAAUGUAAUAUUACUAUACAACUUGAAAAUUGCAUUUUAAAACGGAUAUUAUGCAGUUAUAGGUCAAAAUGGCAUCCCAUUGUAACAUGAAAGUUUGAACAAUUAUAGUAGAACUUUCGUUUCUUCUUAGUAAA